AUGUCCGGCUCUUAUCGCUCACAGCAGAUCCUGGUCAGGCAGCAAGCAGAGGGAGCGGUGAGUUUCUGGGCUGCUAUCUGAGAGAGAGAGUAGGGCAACCCUUCGUUAAACAAGACGCGUAAAUGCUAGAAUCUUUCUCCCCUCCGUUUGACAGUGUUUUCGCCUCGUUCUCUUUUUCGCCUCGUUCUCUUCACCCCCAGCAAGCAGUUCGUCAUACCCGCGACCCCCAAGGGGAGAUCUGUCACCACCUUGCUUCCCUCCAUCACCGCACUCCAGAUCUCACCUGGUGGUCGCUGUUCGACACCUCCACUAUCCACCCGCCCACCAUCACACCCUUACCACACUUUUCUCGACCCUCAGACAGGCACUCAUCGUAUCCAUACGCGUAUCAGCCAGUUGCAGACUCUCAAAGCGCCGCCAGGUAAGUCAGGCACGUGUCGGCGCGGGGAUACAGCUUGUCUGUCUGUCAGUACACGUAAGGUGUGGCUGUCCGUACCGUAGCCGUACUCCCACUAUACUAGGGGGGAUCCGACACAACGCAGGCUGAGGAGAGCUCGGUCUGUCGGCGUUCGUGCUGCUUCCCUACUGCCUUGUGUGACCAUCUAUAGGUGUAUCGUGACCCGAGAACAGCGAGACGCUCAUCUGGAAGCACAUCACCCACAGGUAAGUGGGUGGGGCGACAGACGAAAGGCAGAUCAGCAGUCGAUGCAGGUGUUGUGGCCUUGUGUCUGUUGUGUCUCAGCGCAACACGUGUGCCUGUUUCCACAGACGCCCUCGACAGCAUCGCCACGAGAGUCGCCAUGGACACCAGUAUCGCCCUCAACAUCACGAUCGGCUUCGUCCAGCCCAGUCCGCCGCACCACAUGGGCGUCGAGGUGGGUGACUCACGCCAUCCCCCUCACCUCACCGGGCCGAGUGGCCAGGUGCCCGUAGCAGCCGCUGAGCAGCAGCCCAUGCCACGGCCUUCCAGACGGGCAAAUUGCCGCAGGUACGUAUCCACAGACAAGCGACACAGCUUCGUAUUGGACUCGGAUGUGUUCUGCGUCAGGCGUCGUGAUGUCGACCAGGAGCAGGAGGGUCGUCCCCGUCAGAUUCGUCGCCUGGAGCCGCCCGCCGAGCCCAUCCAGCAGCAGCAGGUGGCCGCCGACCAUCCAAUCCAGCAGCCGGCUCAGCAGCCACAGCAGCAGCAGCCACAGAGCAGCAGGAUCAGUCAGUGAUGCCGCCGAGAUACAUCCCCGUCAAGCAUCAGGGUGCCUUUACCAACUAUGAGCGCAUCGAGAAGCUGAACGCUGGAGGAUACGGCACGGUGUGGGCCUGCAAGCACGCCCUGACGCGAGAGGACGUCGCCAUCAAGAUAUUCGACAAGCGAGCCCGGGAUGGCUUCACCGCUCAUCGCUCGACCAUCAAGGAGGUGGAGGUCCUCAGGGAGCUGCAAGGCCAUGACAACAUCGUCAAGAUACAUCACUCCAUGCUCGAGCCGGGCGCCCCCGUCGACCUGACCCAACUCAUGGUCAUGGAGCUGUGCCGCGGGACGCUUCGCGAUUACGUCCGCAGGUCCUGGCCCAGCGGUCUUCCCAUCGACCAGGUGCGUUACGUGGGCCGGCAGCUGGUGGAGGGCCUGAUGCACUGCCACACCAAGCAGAUCACGCACAUGGACUUCAAGCCCGAGAACGUGCUCCUCAUUGGCAACUUGAUCUGCCGCAUCGCCGACUUCGGAGGGGCCCUAUGGGGCCCCGGACUCAACGUGGAUGGCAUUUGUACGCCCAUGUAUCGUCCGCCCGAGGCAUUCAUAGCGGAUAUUAUGAACAAGAAAGGUACGCAGACCACGCCAAAGCACGGCACGGAUGUGUGCGUGUCUAAGGCAUCGGUUUGUUUGUGUGCGUUUCUCUCCUGAUUGCCUCUUUGUGUUUGCCAGGCAUGAGUCAUGACAACGUGGUUCGGUGCAGGAGUAAGGUGGACAUGUGGGCACUUGGCGUGACCCUCUACUACCUCGCCACGGGCGACCACCUCUUCAGCCGCCCCGACCCAAUGAGCCUCGACCACAUGCUCAUCCAGACCCUCCAGAUCACGGGCGUGCCCGACACGAACGAGUGGCGCAACGUGCAAGGCAUCAUCUCGGACAGCGUCACCUCCUCUCCCUACCGCGUCACACCGCCAUCCGGAUCAUCCCCUGAGCAGAUCAGCAGUCGGCUUCUUGCUCGCAUCGAGCUUGCUCGCAUCGAGCAACACAGAGCCGGGAGCCUCCGGCCGUUGGAUAUCAUGACCCCUGGGUGGGGCCAUGGCCAGCUGCUGGACUUACUCUCCAGGUAAGACAGCACAAAACAGGAGGCAGUGAGUGAAUGAAGCUCAUCGAAUGAGCUCCUCUGCUGUCUGUCAGGUUGCUCUGCCCACAGUCUGCCAGGCUCACGUCGUCACAAGCCCUUCGCCACCCAUUCUUCGCCCUGCAGCAGCCGGUGGCUGCUCGGCACAUGUCCGACGGGCCUCCCACCACACGAAACGCAGCACGCCGAUGCAGAGGGUGCGUCAUCGGCAGGACGAGGCCAUGAUCCGCCCAUGAGAUACACACGGAUGAUUGGGGGGGGCAGGGAGGCAGGGGAGCGGGGAGGGGCGGCAUGCACACGUGUCUAUCAGCGUCUAUGUGUCUGCCUGUGAGUGUGAUGUGCACGGGUGUUCGUGUGCAUGUGCGUGUGUACGAGUGUGGUGUUGGCUAGUGUACGGUGUGGGCCAGGGCUCACACAUACAUUCCAUCGUACAUGCUGCCUGAUGUGACAUGCCUGCGUACUCACUGCCUCACUAUGAUAUGUCAUUUCUUCUGCUCAUUUUUCUUGGCGCAUUGACUGGCCUCUGGAAUGCGAUGCACCUGCCUGUCUUUCCUCAGUGUCACCCACCUGUAAAGUAUCCCGAUGGCCAUCCAUGAAUGGCCACUGCCACACCGACUCUGCUGCAGCAAAGCAGAGCAAAGCAAAGCAGAGAAUCUUUCCACAUGUGCGUGUCGACAUACAUGUCGUACGUGUCUUGCGUGUGUCUGCGAGGGCGGCAAGGAUGCUUGCUCGCUCUCUUUUAUAAUGUGACGGCCCGAGCAGGGCGGGAGGGCGGGCUAUUUCUCUUCGUGGCAGUGCCUCUGUUAGGCCGUCUGGCUGCAGGUUGGCCGCUUGGGAAGGUGAUUCUGAUGUGUGAUUUUUGUCCGUCGGUGAUUCAUCAGUGAUUUUCCAGUCAUUUUAUUACACGGGCAAGGCACUCACUCGAGUGAUUUCAAGACAGGCACCUUUCUGCAGCCACGGCUGUCACGUGCAUGAGAUGUGGGUGUCGCUGCGGGCCGAUUGGAGUGUGGCUCAGGUACUGUGCCUCCAGUCGCCCGCAGUGGCACACAUCACACACAUGCGACAGCUGCCAUGGCAGCAGAAAGAGCGAGUGUGUCAGUGGUUGAUGUCGAUCGAUGGACAAUCAAGGCAAUGCAACUGACACGGAAUGGACAGAUCAACUCAACAGAUCUGAGCGCAC
This is a messenger RNA of Vitrella brassicaformis, 3501 nucleotides long. NCBI's taxonomy places the organism in Eukaryota, Vitrellaceae. The record is from the annotation of a GenBank genome assembly.